Molecule: messenger RNA, 4812 nt
Organism: Platichthys flesus (European flounder)
Lineage: Eukaryota; Metazoa; Chordata; Actinopteri; Pleuronectiformes; Pleuronectidae
Gene: nfixb
Product: nuclear factor I/Xb
Exons: 12
Coding region: 1-1233 (410 amino acids)
Biological process (GO): regulation of transcription by RNA polymerase II
Cellular component (GO): nucleus
Molecular function (GO): RNA polymerase II cis-regulatory region sequence-specific DNA binding; DNA-binding transcription factor activity, RNA polymerase II-specific
Source: RefSeq, a predicted model, not a curated record
AUGACGCACCGGAGGAAGAAUGGCGGCCGCAGGGCCAAACUAAACUCACCGAGGCAGGCAGCUCUGUGCCGGCCGGCCGCUCUGGACGUGAAGCAAAACACAGGAGAUGCAAUCCAAACAAUCCCCCAACACUUUACAACGUCUCUCUUUCCUCUUCCUUGUCUUUCAGAACAAUCAGGACAAUCAGACAACUCCAACCAGCAAGGAGACACAGACGUCAAGCCGCCGCCCAACGGCCACUUGAGUUUCCAGGACUGCUUCGUGACUUCAGGCGUGUGGAACGUAGCCGAGCUGGUCCGCGUGUCGCAGACCCCGGUGGCGACAGCGUCAGGCCCUAACUUCUCCCUGGCCGACCUGGACAGCCCUGGAUACUACAACAUCAACCAGGUGACCCUGGGCCGGCGCUCCAUCACCUCCACCCCCUCCACCAGGACUGAAAUGGAGCUUUAUGCAAGUCUCCCACGGAGCUCCAACAAGCGCAAGUCCAUUGACGACAGCGAGAUGGAGAGCCCGGUGGACGAUGUCUUCUACUCGGGCCGCUCCCCGGCGGCCGGCAGCAGCUCUCAGUCCAGCGGCUGGCCCAACGACGUGGAUGCAGUGCAGCACCAUUUGGCCAGUGUGCAGGAGAGGAAGAUUAAGCAUGAGAACGAUGGAGUGCAGUUUCCUUACCAUGGACUGUCAUCGCCUGGUUCUCUUAAGAAGCCGGGGAAAUUCGAUUUCAGCGCCCUGUCCUCCCAGACGAGGCCCCCCCGCAUGGCGUUCUCCCACCACCCACUGCCCAUGCUGGCGGGAGUGAGACCAGGGAGUCCCCGUGCGUCGGCCUCGGCCCUGCACUUCCCCUCUCCCUCCAUCAUCCAGCAGUCCAGCCCCUACUUCACCCACCCGACCAUCCGCUACCACCACCACCCGGGACAGGACCCCCUGAAGGAGUUUGUGCAGUUCGUCUGUGCUGACGGUUCGGGGCAGGCCGCUGGACAGCCAAACGGGAGCGGCCAGAGCAAAAUGCCGGGCUCCUUCUUGCUGCCUCCACCUCCCCCAGUGGCCCGCCCAGUGCCCCUCCCCAUGCCCGACUCUAAACCCAACAGCACGCCCCCUGACGGCGGACUCCACUCGCCCGCAUCUCCGUCAUACUCCACGUCAGGCGCCACAGCUCCCAACAGGUUUGUCGGCAUCGGAUCACGGGACAACAACUUUCUGAACAUCCCGCAGCAGACGCAGUCUUGGUUCCUCUGACAAGAUCUGUGCACAAACCAGCAACUAGUAUUCUUUCUUUACAAUCGGAAAAAGCAAACAGAGAAACAACCCGCAGGAUGAUUAAUUGUCCUCCAACCCCCCCACCGCCCGCCCCCCCCACCAGCCCUGACAGAACGUCUCAACUGAUUCUAAAUCAAACCACACAGGAGAAUGCAGCCGAGGAACUCUGUACUUAUUAACCCAGUCAGAGGGAGGACCUGUUCUGAGCACCGACGGAAAGAUGGAAAGAUGGAAGGAUGAAAGGAUGAAAGGAUGAAAGGAUGAAAGGAUGGAACCGGGGACGCCAGGACGCAGGAAGGAGAGAGGGACACGACAACAAACAGGCGUCUCUCCUGAAGACGACAAAAGAAAACAACCACCCAACCAGCACAAAGCAGGAGGACGAAGACGUCUUCUGCUUCUUCACGUGGACGUUUCCACCGUCCCACUCAAUCAAGACUUUUCCAGAAGCAGCAUUUUAACCCACAAAGCUCCGCCCACCGUGAAUCUACAGGUCAAAGAAAAAGACGAUUCGGUUUCAGACGAGGGCUUAACGAGCUCCUGUCCUCACCCAAAACAAAAACCAAUUAACUCUCUCUCCGUCUCUCUCUCUCUCUCUCUCUCUCUGAACGAUUGACUCUAUAACGCCCCUGUUUACUACUAACCAGAGAGAGAGCAUGCCAAAACAUUUCUUGAUUUAAGGGUUGCACUACAAGAAGCCGAAUCAAUUAACACUAAUCUUAACGAUGUGCACUAUUUACCCACGAGGCAUGGGAGGUCAACCAGCCUGUCCCGAGUUUCAAAGAGGAAAAGGUCACGUGUCCUCGACCCCAUCCAUCAGUUCGACCAAUCACUGGCCUCCGCUCAUUCUCACAUGUCCCCGCACAACACAACACAACACACACACACAACAAUCUGUGCCAUGACCACAGCAUGCAUCAACAAUUGAAAACGCACACACGCAAACACACAGUUGCCCAGUCUCACCUUUUAGAUCGUAGUAUUUAGAGGUGGUGGUGUUGUGUUAUCAUAUUUUCUUUCUAUAUACAACAUAUAGUGAAUCCCGGUGAACUCUCUCUACCUAUUUGAUUAGAUAUCCCCCAAAAAAAGGACACACACACACACACCGGUGUGUGUGUGUCUGCGCAUCAUUACCGACGAACUUUAGACAAGCAGCUAUGACCCCCCCCCCCCCCCCUUGCCCUCUUGUAAUGCAGAUGAAUGACUUUUGUUCUCUUGUGUGUUCUCUUUUUUGAAUUUAUUCCUUUUUGGAUUUGUACUAUUUUAUAAACUGUUUUAUAUUUGAAUGACAGCACCUUACAGAGAACCACAGAGAGGGAGCUCAGCUCGAUGGGAAGGCGCUUGACAGUUUGGGAAAUACUUAGAAGUUAGACAGAAGUUGGUGGAGCAGCCGAAAACACACAAAGUUGUUGCAUUAGGAUUUUUUAAAGUUUGCAUUUGGUAGUUUAUCAAACUUCGGGAAAAGAUUUGACUCAGUUAAAGUUGACGAGGUAAACGUCUCAAACACAACGCUGUGUGUGUCUGUGUGCGUGUUCCCAGGCGACACUGCAUCACGGUUGUGUUGUUGUCAUCGUCUCCAGACUUUGUGCCGAGCGAAUACACAACAGCGGCGUCGCUCUUCUUCAGUAAAAGGAAUCGAACUAGCGUAUUUUCCAAAGUGCCAAACUCUGAACGUGGUUCAGUGCUCGGUGCCAGAUGAACCCACUCGCCACUUGCUGCUCUGCAGGGUUUCGACAAUCACAGGACGCUCUGUCGUCCGGGGCCGCUCUGCCUGACCCGCUGAACCGUACAGGUCUCCUUCUGCCCGAGUCCAGGUCCGGCUGCUGCCCGCUGGUGCUGGUGGUGCUGGUGGUGCUGGUGGUGGUGGUGGUGGUGGUGGUGGUGGUGUAACCCGAGGAAGGGAAGGUUGCUGAGGACGGGACCCAGAGUGAAAAGAGAGAGAGUAGCUCUUCCUUCUGUCUCCCUAAAGUUUACCCUGUUGUUUACACUCCCAGACGGGCCGCCGCUCCAAGAGCAGCGCGAGCCACACUGAGGAGCAAAAUGAAAUAUGUGACAUAUCCGGCUGUUCCUUUCCCCGAGGGCCCCCCCCCCCCUUUUUGUUUUCUUCAGGUGCACAGGGUCAGGUUUAAAGGAUUUGGGAUGCUAGGGUACCCCCUCCCCCCCCCAAACACAACACACCAGCACUCUCCCCCUACCCCACCCCCCCCCCCUCCCCCCCCACACGAGUCGAUGAGCCCUUAAAGAUCAAAACUGCACUAAAACAAUCAUGCCAGCCAACAUUGUGAGUUUGUUAUUUCCCGUGAGGUCGCCCACCACGUUAGUAUUCCAGGUCAGUGCACGUGUGUCGCUGGCGUGUGAGAGCACAGAGCGCCACGUUCCCCCCAAAACACACUCGUACAGACACACACUCACGACUAGAACACGUCCCCGGCGCCCGCCUGAAUCAAAGGGAAGUCUUAAUCCAGACAAUCGGAGGAGGAGGAGGCCUUUAUGCUUUUGAAUCACGUUCCGCCACGAGCCCGCACACAUUCACACCCAUUUAAGUUAUUUCCCGUGUUUUGAAUUCUAACCAUCCAUCCGACCUCACAAAAUAACUGGACUGCCUGGCCACGUGCUUCACUGCAGGGAAACAUCUCAGCUCCACAGAGAGAACGAGCUCCGCUGAGUGAGACUAUGGCUAAGGUGAUUUCUUUUCUAAUCUAUGGAAGUGCCUCUGUAUUCCCAUUAUGCAAUUUGUCAAACAUGAAUUCAGGUUCUUUUUCUCACAUAUAAGCUAUAGUGAAGGGUGAAAAAUCUAUGUCAGGGGAGGUGACAGCUCACUAGAUAAUCGCAAGCAUCUUUAUAUAUAAUACACAUAUAUAUUUAUAGAUAUAUACUUUUUUUUUCAUUUGCAAGAUAAGCUCUGUGGCAGUCUAGUUAUUUUUUGAAGCAUGGCGCACGUCGCACAGUCAUAGGAGGCAUCUCAAAAACUGCUGAGUCAUGCUGAAGUCUCUUUACCCACACGCACGUUCAGUGACGUUAGAGAAAAAAGGAAAAUCCACCGAAAUCACGAGAAUAGAAACAUGGACGAUAAUGUAGUCGAGGAUUAAACAAAAAGAGGAUCAGAUUAGGUUUUGUUGUUUUUCUCUUGUUUUGAUGGGAAGUGUUGUUCUUGAAACUAAAUGAUGUAUGUUGAUUGAGCCAUGUGCAAUGCCUUGGUAGAGGAAUUGUGUUUGUUCGUUUGUUAGCGAUUGUUCGAGGGUGUCACGAGAAAAGAGGUCAAACCCUCUACGUCUUUUAUUUUUUGGUUUGUUUCUAAAGUCCUCGCGCUCUGGGACUCUAAAUAUGGCGAGAAAAAAAUUAUCCCAGUCUUUGUAAGUAGGUUUUGGGAAAAACUGUUUUUUAAUUUCUGUUUUAUUAUUGUUAUUUUUUCUCCUUAUAUCACUUUUUAAAGAAAUUUCUCAUGAUUUGCUUUUUUUCAAAAAUGUGGGAGGGCUGAAGGAACAAUUUUGCAACUCGUAAAAUAUAUAUCACUAUGAAAACUGGUGCUUUCGUAAAGAAUAAAGUACAUUCAAUCUC